Molecule: messenger RNA, 833 nt
Organism: Salvia hispanica
Lineage: Eukaryota; Viridiplantae; Streptophyta; Magnoliopsida; Lamiales; Lamiaceae
Product: LURP-one-like protein (DUF567)
Source: RefSeq, a predicted model, not a curated record
UCUUUAAAUAAUUUAGCUUUGCUCUUAUCGUAUUUAAAAAUUCGGAGCAGCGAAAUACGAAAAUAAAUUUUAAAAAAGGAUGGCCGGUGCAAUGUAUCCGGCGGUGGCGGUGGACGUCGUGAGCCCACAGUUCUGCGUGUCUCAGCCCAUGGAUCUCACCAUCUCGCGGAAGCUGAUGACUCUAGAAGACGGAACCUUCGGAGUCACCGACCUCAACGACAACCUCCUUUUCAAGAUCAGAGGCAAAGUCUUCAGCCUCCACGACCGCCGCGUCUUGCUCGACGCCGCCGGCAACCCUAUCAUCACCUUCCAGCAGAAGCUGCUGACGGCGCAUAGGAGAUGGCAGGCUUUCAGAGGAGAGAGCACGGAUUCGAAGAAAAUGCUUUUUAGUGUGAGAAAGUCUUCGAUGAUUCAGUUCAAGACGAAGCUGGAUGUGUUCCUGGCUGCGAAUUCGAAAGAGGAUCGGUGCGAUUUUAGGAUUGAAGGCAGCUGGUUUGAGCGAUCCUGCACCAUAUACGCUGGAGACACCAAUAAUGUCAUUGCUCAAAUGCGAAGGAAACACAGUGCACAAAGCAUUUUGCUUGGAAAAGAUACAUUCUGUGUGACAAUAUAUCCAAAUGUUGAUCAUGCCUUCAUAGUUGCGCUUGUGGUGAUUCUUGAGGAGAUUAAUGAAGAUAGGUCGGGUGAAGAUUGAAUCAUCAUUCCUUCAUGUACUACUUGUUAUAGCUAAUAAGUUAUGGUAUUGUAAUGAAAUGUUUGAUGAGGUUGCCUACUCCAUGUAACAUACUUCCACUAUUGUCCCAAUAAAUAUAAAAUAUUUAUUUUUUGGUAUA